Molecule: messenger RNA, 1164 nt
Organism: Egretta garzetta (little egret)
Lineage: Eukaryota; Metazoa; Chordata; Aves; Pelecaniformes; Ardeidae
Product: beta-1,3-galactosyltransferase 2-like
Exons: 1
Coding region: 1-1164 (387 amino acids)
Cellular component (GO): membrane
Molecular function (GO): N-acetyl-beta-D-glucosaminide beta-(1,3)-galactosyltransferase activity
Source: RefSeq, a predicted model, not a curated record
AUGACCUACUGUAGUGGAUUGUUCUCCUCUCCUUGGGAUUGCACCAAAAGAAAUGUCUUACUGAUUGCCUCCAUCUCUUUUACAGUAAUACAUUUGAUUUUAUAUUUUUUGAACUCUGAUCACCUUGCUGUUCUAAUUGAAAGUGAAGUUCAAACCAGUGAUGACCUAGAAGAAAAAGACACACUUUUUACCAAAAGGCAUGAUAAUCUUCAGAUGAAAAGUGACAAUAUUGUGCAUAAAACCAUUAUUUCAAAUUCCAAACAAUUCUUAUGGGAAAAAAAUGGAGAACUACCAGCUGAAAAUGAGAAAUUUGGGAAUAAAACCAGAUCUACUUCAACACAGUCAUUUAAAUUCAUUAUUAAUGAAAAAGAGAAGUGCAAAGAUAAAACACCUUUCUUGGUAUUGCUAAUAGCAACUACAGCUGCUGAAAUUCAGCGCAGAAGUUCCAUCAGAAACACUUGGGGAAAUGAAUCUGUGGUUCCAGGAGCUCAGGUUGUUCGGUUGUUUAUGCUGGGCAUUGAGAGCAAGGGUCCAGACGAAGUCCUACUGAGAGAAAGUGAGCAAUAUCACGAUAUUAUUCAACAGGACUUCCUGGACACUUACCAUAACUUAACUCUUAAAACUUUGAUGGGCAUGAGGUGGGUUGCCUCUUAUUGCAGUGCCACAAGCUUUGUUAUGAAGACAGACAGCGAUGUCUUUGUGAAUACAAUAUACCUUAUAGAAAAACUUCUCAGGCCUCUUGUGCCUCCUCCAAAAAAUUAUUUCACAGGCUGUCUUAUGAAAGGGCAUAAGCCUAUUCGGAAUAAAAAUAAUAAAUGGUACAUAUCAAAAGAAGAAUACCCAGGUGACAGAUUCCCUCCUUUUUGUUCAGGAACUGGCUACAUCUUUUCUGGAGACCUGGCUUCAAAAAUUGUCAGUGCUUCUGUAAUGAUAAAAUUCAUACAUUUGGAAGAUGUUUACAUAGGGCUCUGUCUUAAUGCAGAGGGAAUACAGAUAGUACCUCCCCCUAGUCAUUCAUUGUUUAACAUAUACAAAGUCCCAUUUUCUCCUUGUCGGUACAAUAAUAUAAUUACAUCUCAUUACAUUCAGACAAAUGAGCACGUAGUCUAUUGGGAAACACUGCGAAAGGACCACACGUGUCAGACAGGAAAGGAAGGUGUAUAG